Aspergillus brunneoviolaceus CBS 621.78 is the source of this 404-nucleotide messenger RNA. RefSeq lists its product as uncharacterized. The transcript is spliced from 2 exons. The coding region runs from base 109 to 312 and encodes 67 amino acids. The record is from RefSeq and is a predicted model, not a curated record. NCBI's taxonomy places the organism in Eukaryota, Fungi, Ascomycota, Eurotiomycetes, Eurotiales, Aspergillaceae.
CUCCUACUCUUCUUUGCUUCCCAUUGUUAUCAUCUAGUACCAGUACCCCCGCACGCAAACGGACCUACGAUUAGUAUUAGUUAUUAUCCCAUCAGCUCGAAUGUGGAUAUGUUCAUCAAGCACAUCACCCGAGUUACCGAUGUCCUUCCUCCCUCUCAACAAACUCCUAACCCCCACCCCGUCCCCUUCUCCCCCUCCCGCGCACCCCAUCGACCGUGCAGUAAACCUGGUGACCCGACGCGCAAACCAAACGCGGGGGUUGACCGGGAAUCAUUCCGUCAACAUCGCCCAUCGACCACCGCCAACAGCUGAGCAAUAACAUCACAUCACCCCCAAGAUGCAUGUACCCUUAGCUGAACCUGUGUGUGUGUGUGUGUGUGUGGCCACAGUUGCGCCCCCCCCCC